This is a messenger RNA of Poecilia latipinna (sailfin molly), 434 nucleotides long. It is a transcript of the gene cops9, whose product is annotated as COP9 signalosome subunit 9. The record is from RefSeq and is a predicted model, not a curated record. NCBI's taxonomy places the organism in Eukaryota, Metazoa, Chordata, Actinopteri, Cyprinodontiformes, Poeciliidae. Bases 136 to 309 code for a protein of 57 amino acids. The transcript has 3 exons.
UUUAAGGCGGACUCAAAUAAGCGUCGCACACUGUUGUUUUGUGUUUGCCGGAAGUUAGCCAGCUUUGCUAUUAACAAACUGAGCGGUUUUAAACGAGUUUAGCGUUAAAACAAACAAACAGAAAAAGAGAAGAAGAUGAAGCCUGCAGUGGACGAGAUGUUUCCAGAAGGAGCCGGACCUUACGUGGACCUGGACGAGGCAGGGGGCAGCAGCGGCCUGCUGAUGGACCUAGCAGCCAACGAGAAAGCCGUUCAUUCAGAUUUCUUUAAUGACUUUGAGGAUCUGUUCGACGACGAUGACCUGCAGUGAUCACAGCGUACACAACACAGAUGAAGAAAACUGCCUUUAAUUUCUCUUUUUAUUUGUACAGACUCUCAUAUUGGUGAUUAAGUAUGCUAUUAAAAUAAAUAAAGUCUUUGUGUUUCCACUGAAAA